GGGAGAAUUGAUAAUUGAGAUAUAUAAACAUUUCAUUACAUUCAAACAUAAUUAAUCACAACAUAUCUCAAUCUCAACAAAAGUGGUGUGUAUACAGGGCAAAGACAUUGACUUGACUGCUGAAACAUCGCAAGGUUGCUAGGAAAUAUUUGAAAGUGUUAUUGAUUUCCUACUUCAAACAGGAUUAAGAUUUGGAAAAUGCAGCCAGAAGAAAAACUUAAUGGUCAUAAAUCCGUGAGAGUAUGGUGCGAUGGGUGUUACGAUAUGGUUCAUUUUGGCCAUGCCAAUUCUUUACGCCAAGCCAAAGCCCUAGGCGACUAUCUUGUUGUGGGUGUGCACACAGAUGAGGAAAUAGCUAAGCAUAAAGGACCACCCGUUUUCACUGAGGAAGAGCGAUAUAAAAUGGUCAGAGCAAUAAAAUGGGUUGAUGAGGUGGUCGAAGGAGCACCAUACAUCACUUCUUUAGAGACACUAGAUAUGAAUGGUUGUGAUUUUUGUGUGCACGGCGAUGACAUCACCAUGACUGCUGAUGGGGUCGAUACCUAUCACAAAGUGAAGAAGGCUGAAAGAUACAAGGAGGUGGAGAGAACUGCAGGUGUUUCUACAACGGAUCUAGUGGGCAGGAUGCUUCUUUUAACUCGGAACCAUUUCCGCCAAGGUCAGUAUGAAUAUACAGUAGACAGCCAUCACUCAUCGAGAAUGGGUCAAGACUCCUCGGCACGGUCACCAUGGACCGGCUGCUCACAGUUCCUUCCUACUACACAGAAAAUAAUUCAGUUCUCCGAUGGGAGGCCACCUCUUCCUACCGACAGGGUAGUUUACGUAUCUGGAGCUUUUGACCUAUUUCACGUUGGCCAUUUGGAUUUCUUAGAAAAAGCGAGACAGCUCGGAGAUUAUCUCAUUGUCGGUCUGCACACAGACCCAAUUGUAAAUAGGUACAAAGGUUCCAAUUACCCAAUAAUGAACCUGCAUGAGCGCGUUUUGAGUGUGCUAGCUUGUCGAUAUGUGUCAGAGGUGGUGAUCGGUGCCCCAUAUUCUGUUACAAAAGACCUUAUGGAUCAUUUUAAAGUACAUAUGGUCGCUCAUGGGAGCACGCCGGUUGCACCUGACGAGGAUGGUCGAGACCCUUUCCUCUAUCCCAAGGAAAUCGGGAAAUUCAAAACGAUAAACUCUGGUAAUAGCAUGACCACUGAAAAAAUUGUCGAGAGAAUUAUAAGGAACCGUAUAGAAUUCGAGGCUAGAAAUAUUAAAAAAGAGAAAAAGGAAAUGGAUUUAAUCAAAGCGCUCGAAGCUCAAAAAAAUAACAAUCACAAAGAAGAUGUAGUUGAGGUCUCAUCAUGAGUCAACACCAGGUGAAAUAUUUUUCUGUUUAUUUACUGUAUUAUUUCUAUCUAGAAUAUUAAGUUCUUACCUUGAAGGAAACCUAUUUUAUCUCGAUGUGACUCGAGUAUUUUUUUAUAAAAAUUUAAUCGCUUUUUAUUCUUAUCGAAAUUGGAUACAUUUCAUUAAUUCAAAUUUAAUUAUACUUCUAUGGAAGUAUUGGAUAUUAUUAGUUAUUAAAAUUUUUCUUCCAUAAUGGAUGAAAUUUGGAUGGGAUAUUUUCGAAAUAUGUAUUUUUAAUUCACAUUUUUCAUUGACCCAGUAAGCAUCUUAUUAUAUAGUUCAUGUUCUAAUUCUGGUCUAUAUGAUAUUUAUAAGUGUUUCAAAUAAUCAAUUUUUAUUUUUUUUGGUCUAAUCUGAGUUUCAUAUUUUUAGGAUAUUCAAGCCAAAGUUUUUAUGUCAGUGUUGAAUUUAUUUUAGCCAAAUAACACUUUUACAUUUGGAUAUCAUCUGAUUGUAAGCUUGCAGGAUACACAAGUUUGCCAAUCGUGAUAUUGUUUUAUCUUUACGUUUUUAAUUGUUUUUAUUUUUAUAUACUAUUGUACUAUGAGAUGUUUCCAUGUUAAUAUAUUUCUAUUUAAUUUCUAUUGUUAUCUCGUCGAUUUAUACCAUACUAUUUGCAAUAAAUUCGAGCUAUUAUUA
Harmonia axyridis is the source of this 2022-nucleotide messenger RNA. Its product is annotated as ethanolamine-phosphate cytidylyltransferase. The record is from RefSeq and is a predicted model, not a curated record. The transcript has 3 exons. Gene Ontology annotation, cellular component: cytoplasm. Gene Ontology annotation, molecular function: ethanolamine-phosphate cytidylyltransferase activity. Gene Ontology annotation, biological process: phosphatidylethanolamine biosynthetic process. NCBI's taxonomy places the organism in Eukaryota, Metazoa, Arthropoda, Insecta, Coleoptera, Coccinellidae. The coding region runs from base 199 to 1341 and encodes 380 amino acids.